AUGGAAAUCAAUAGAUAUUUAAACUUAUUUAUAUUAUUGGGUGCUAUGAUGAUUGCUAGCACAAGUUGCGAGUACCUUCAAAUUAAUUAUUACCCAGAGUCGACAUGUACAACUCAAACUAUCGCACAUGAAUGGAUCCUUUUGGAUCAUUGCAACAAUGGUAUUGUGUAUCGUCAAGAAGAAUCUGUUGCCACGGAUAACUCUUCUUCUAUUGGUCUUCCAAUUUCAUCGUCAUCGUCAUUAUUGUCAUCUUCAUCGUCUUCAACUAUCGUCAAACAAUACAUAUGCCUUGAUACAACAAAAUGUGAAAAGAAUUGUUUGGAACUAAACACUAUUACUCCAAACCGAGAAUGUUUACUCACCGUUGCAACCAAAGAGAAUAUUUCCUAUGAAAUUGUUGUCAAUGAAAAUAGAACCUAUGACAAUGAAUUUGGUAAUUGUUGGUCAUUUGAUUAUCAAACUAAUUGUACAAACCAAAUAAUUCAUAUGACAGAAUAUAGAAAUAAUAUAGUAUCAAAAGGAUACAAGAUUAAUUGUACCAAUGAAAAUUACUAUUAUUAUAGUUGUCUUGAUAUCGAUUGUACAAUGACUACACGUGCCUCUGUUUAUCCACUCAAAAAGUGUUUGGUCAAUUCUAAUAAGCUUCUCUCAACCUACAUGUCAUACAUUCCAAAAAACACAACUACACCAGUUCCAUCCAGAACACCAAAACCAUCGGUUUCUCCGUUCACCACCAAUCAAUUAACACUUGGCAGUAGCAAUAAUCCAAGUUCAACUUCUGAAAGUGACGCCAUAUCAUUCCUACAACACUAUUCAAUAUUAAUUAAUAUUAUUGCCAUCAUCUUUGUUUCUUUACUAGUUUUCGUUCAUUUUUAA
Messenger RNA from Cavenderia fasciculata, 876 nucleotides. RefSeq lists its product as uncharacterized. The coding region runs from base 1 to 876 and encodes 291 amino acids. Lineage: Eukaryota; Evosea; Eumycetozoa; Acytosteliales; Cavenderiaceae. The transcript is spliced from 2 exons. The record is from RefSeq and is a predicted model, not a curated record.